AUGCGUUCUCUCAUCAUCUCAUCUGCCCUUCUGGUCAUCUUGGUUCAAUGUGGAUAUCCUGUCGUUGAGAAUGCCUACCCAAUCACCCCAAGUUAUCCAACAACCCCAGGAUAUCCAACAACUCCAUCCUAUCCUACUCCUCCAAAGAAGUAUCCAGUCCCACCAGCAUAUCCACAAAAGCCAUCCUACUCUGCACCACCACCACCUCCACCAACUGACGCUGAAGUUGUCGCAUCAGACAGCGAGUACACCACUGCUGCUUCUACUUCUGAAUAUCGCAAACGUGCCAAGGCUCGCACCGCCCACAACCGCCAAUUCCAACGUUGUGCUCUUCAACCAAUCAAGAGAUUCCAACAGAAGAAGCAAUAA
This is a messenger RNA of Caenorhabditis briggsae, 369 nucleotides long. The record is from RefSeq and is a predicted model, not a curated record. The transcript is spliced from 2 exons. Lineage: Eukaryota; Metazoa; Nematoda; Chromadorea; Rhabditida; Rhabditidae. The coding region runs from base 1 to 369 and encodes 122 amino acids.